Messenger RNA from Mya arenaria, 6495 nucleotides. RefSeq names its product N-acetylglucosamine-1-phosphotransferase subunit gamma-like. Gene Ontology annotation, cellular component: Golgi apparatus. Lineage: Eukaryota; Metazoa; Mollusca; Bivalvia; Myida; Myidae. Bases 108 to 899 code for a protein of 263 amino acids. The record is from RefSeq and is a predicted model, not a curated record. The transcript is spliced from 9 exons.
UCGACACUUUAUUUCGACGAGUUUUACUUGUUUUAACUUUUUUAGUGAUUGCAAACGGUGAAAGGCAUUCGAUUAAGAUUGUUGAAGAACCAUCCAGCUAUGGUUUAAUGAACAGCUACCAAGGCGGGGCAGUGGCGGAGACCAAUGUAAAUAAACUCAAGAUGAGAGUUACACCUUCAAACUUCUCUGGACCGCCACUCUUUUCUAGGCUGAAUGGGAAAUGUUUCUCUAAGACAUUUGAUGACUACAAGUAUGAGUUUUGUCCAUUCUGGAACGUUACUCAGCACGAGCAGUCUCUCAGGUGGAACCCUUAUAGCGGAAUACUUGGGGUGUGGCAGGAGUGGGAGAUAGAAAACAACACAUUUGUUGCCAUGGUGAUGAGGGAGGGAGAUAAGUGUGGGAACAAACACCGUACAACCAAGGUUUAUUUCAAAUGUGGAAAAGAGAAUGUCAUCACGAACGUAUCAGAGCCGAGCACAUGUAACUACCGUGUGGACUUCACAACUCCAUAUACCUGCCAUCUUCAAGCCCUGCUGGUUUACCCAACCCUCAACUCCUCCCUCAAGACGGAGUGGGGCCUUCUUGAAGGCCAGCUGGCUGCUGGACACAUCACAAAGAAGGGCUAUAAGAAGUAUUUGUCUCAGGUAUUCGUCAAGGCCGGCUACAUGUUGUCCACGGAAACAAAGAACCUUGUCUCGGCAAAGGCUGUUGCCUUGGAAAAAAAGGAGGAGGCGAAUAAAGAUGGACAGUUUGACAAUCUCUAUACAUGUACAGAGGAAUUCCGAAAGCUUAAAAAGGAGGUAGAGGAUCUUAAAGAGCAGCUGGAAAACAAAAAUAUUGAGGCAAACCACCACCCUGGGGUCAUGGAUGACAUGUAUAACCACAUGGUGGACGACUGAUACGCCCCAAGGAGGACACCUGACAGGACCACAGGAGACAACUGAUACGCCCGCUCAGAGAGUUGCGUUGCUUCUUGUGGACAUCUGCUGUACCAUGUGGGCAUGUGUUGUGAAAAGUGUGACACGAGCAAACUAGCUGUGAUAUUGUGCUCAAAGCAUUCCAAGACUUUCUUUCACUUACUAUGGCCUCCUCUAAUUUAGAGGCUUUUUUUAUCUGUGCAAUAGUUUACGUGUGGGUUUACAGAACAGUGAAAUAGUUUUACUGUGUUAUUGCUUUCUUUUUUUGUUAACUCUUAACCAGUGAUGAAGUAUUUAUCCAUGAAUAUGUAUAGAAGAGGGUUGAUUUUCAGUGAUUUUAAUUAACAUUCAAUGUUUGAAAUGUUCAAUGAGGGAUCAUUCCGUUCAAUUGCACACAUUGGGAUAUUGUUACUGUUUUGUGAAUGUGUCUGUGAGUUUCUUAAACUGAGCUGACAUGCAUAUCACCGGUUCAACCCCUUUCAGAAGGUUGUAUGACCAUUAAUACAGUUUGUGUAGGUUCAUGGACCAGUUUUAGGGUUUCCUAUGUAUGCAGGGAUGCCAAUUUUCCUCUUUUUGGUCACAAAACUUUUUAUCUUAUCUAUACAAAUAAUGGAUUUUUUUGGACUAUUCGAAGAAUAAGGAGAGCUAUACUACUCACCCAAGCGUCGGCGUCACACCUUGGUUAAGGUUUUGCGUGUAACCACAUUUAAGUCAAUAUAUCAGCAAAUACAUCAUGUAUUGCAUUGAAACUUUAGAUAUGUAUUCCCAACUAUCUAACCUACUAAAUUAAUGAAGUGCUACUGAAUUAAUGAAGUGGGAUAACACUUUUUGAAAAUAAUGCAAAUUAUGGGCCUUUAUUAUUUGACUUAAAAAUUCUGGUUAAGGUUUUGCAUGUAAGCACACAUAGGUUAAUAUCUCAGCAACUACUUGAUGUAUUGCAUUAAGAUUUAAUACAAUGGUACUCAACCACCCAACCUUCCUAAUUUACCAAGUUAGAUCACUCUUGUUUGCAUUUAAUGCAAAUAAUGACCCUUUAUUAUUCGACUUAGAAAAUGUGGUUACAGUUUUCCAUGUAAGCACACAUAGGUUAAUAUCUCAGCAACUACUUGAUGUAUUGCAUUGAGACUUAUUACAAUGGUACUCAACCAUCCAAUCCACUUAACUAACCAAGUAAGAUAACUCUAGUUUGCAUUAAAUUCAAAUUAUGGCCCUUUUUUAUUUGACAUAGAAAUUCAAAUACAUCAUGUAUUGCAUUGAAACUUUAUUCACAGGCUUCCAACCAUAGAAAUUCUGGUUAAGGUUUUGCAUGUUAGCACACAUAGGUUAAUAUCUCGGCAACUACUUCAUGUAUUGCAUUGAGACUUUAUACAAUGGUUUUCAACCACCCAACCUACUUGAAUAACCAAGUUUGAUAACUGUAUUUUGCAAGAAAUAAUGGCUCUUUGUUAUUGGACUUUUACUGAAAUUCUGGUUAAGGUUUUGCGUGUCACCACAUUCAUGUUAAUAUCUUAGCAAAUACAUCAUGUAUUGCAUUAAUUCUGAUCUGAUUUUACAGUGAUCCAUGUUUCGCCAAAACUUCAAUUCUUACACCGAAAAGUGGCUGUAAAAAGCGGUUGUAAAAAGUGUGAUGGGGAGACUUUCCUCUUUCUUUACGAAUUUGCAUUGGCAUUCCUGGUACAUUUGUGAAUUGUGUUAAGGUAAGUUCAGUCAACAUUUCAUAUCAAGUCAUGUAUUUUGUUCAUUUAUACCAGACUUUGACAUCAGACUGCUUUAGAUUUCCCUUCUUUAAGGCCCCAAGUUUGCCUUUCUUUAAUGUCCGUCCGUGCGCCUGGCGUAAUUUCAUGUCUACUCCUUAUCCAAAUAUUUUGAGGUCACUUUACAUAUUCCAACCACAUACGUUCAAGGUCACAUUUAAAGGGUCAAAGGUCAGGCUCAUUUUCCUUGUCCAUUCUCAAUUGAUGAAUCCAUUUCAAAAUAUCAAAAGUUAAUAACUUUGAGCCGAACUUCAAAGCAUGUAUACAAGCCAUGUUUAGUCACGUUCAAGGUCACACUUAGGGGUCAAAGUUCAGGUUACAUUUUACAUCCGUAUUCAACCAAUGAAAUGAUUUUGAAAAUAUUUGUUGGAACAAUCAGGCUCUGCACCAUGUUACUUAAAGGUCAAGCCCACUUUUAAGGUUCACAUGAAUUGUUAUCAUUGAUGAAGUCACCUUCACAAAGAACACAAACAUUUUUAAUCAAAUAUUUACCACAUGCACCAAUUCUAUUAAAUUUUAAUGCAAAGGAAGUAGGAACAAAAAAUGACUGUGGCAAUACCUGAGGAUCUUAUUCAGUACAUAAUUAUGACCCCUUUGUUGGUCCUUCCUGUGACUAAAGUACAUCAAACUUGGUAGGAAGGUUGCACAUAACCCCUGUCCUUCGCUCUGGCCGGCUAUCCUCAAACUUGGUCACAACUUUUGAUUACCACACAGACAUUUAAUUAAGAAUUGAUUAUAUUCGUGCUAGAGCUUGGUCAUUUUCUGUACUGCACAAAUUUUUUAUUCUUUGUCGUGGAAUGAGUCAAAUAAGGGUUUGCAGAUAUUUAAGAUUGGAUAGUUUUUUACCCCAAACCUUGACAUGAUCUUUUUAUUAGAAUUGACCUUUUCAUGUCGGCCAUUGGAGUCCUAACAUUUUGUAAUGCGUUGAAAAUUCUCCAAUGCAUCUUCUGUUGCAGUGACAGUGAGUGGAAAAUGGACAAAGUGUGCAUGGUUUCUUGGUGUUUCAUUUUUGGAGGUUUAUACAAAUAAAAUCAAAAAAAUCAGGGAAUGUAGCUCCCCAUAGGAUUGACUGUGUUCUGUUUAAUGUAAAAGUUCUAAACAAAAUUCAAAAUCUGAUUGUCAAGAACUUGUAUAACUUAAUAUAGAGCAAAUAAUAAAAUAAAAUAAAGUUAUUCAUAAAAAAAAUAAGUGGUUGAAGCAAUUCUUUCUUACAUUUUGUAGCUUUUUAUUCAAAUGUUGCCUUGAUGCAAAUUUAAAAUUGUUAUACUUGGUGCACUAGGCUCUAUUUUGCAAAUGUGCCAAUCAAUAGGUUGUGGUGCGUAUGAAUUGUAACUUUGUAGGAAACAAAUGGAUUGAAAUCCACAACAAUUUAAUGUUGAGCUUUUUAAAGUACAUUAAUUAAGGCCCUUGAAAUUGUCAAAAAUUGCAUAGUAGCCAAGUGAAAAUUACAGUCUAAGAGAGACAACCUGUACUCGGAGAGUGCAGUUGGUUUUUUGCAUUUAUCUCCCUUUCCUUUGGUAAAAAGGGAUUGAUUCCUUUAAAUGAGCUUGUGAGAAGGGAGCCUCCAUUUUAACCUGAUGUUUACCUAACUUAUAUUGAAAACCAUACAUGACUGGAUAAUGGUCUUUAAUUUUCAAAACCGCUAUGAUAACACAAUAUGACCUAUCUGAAAACCAGGUCCGUCCAGGAAUGACUGAGUUAUUGCUCUUGAACAUUUCUGUAAUCAAUAGAGCCUCCAUAUUCACAUUGCAUGUUAUAUGUUAAAAAUGCAAUGUCGGGUCCCCAUAAAUUAACAAAAAUGCUAAAACGAACUAUCAGUACAUGCUCUGGAUGGAAAAUGACCAAACAAUCCAUGCCAGUAGAGCAUAGAUCCUCGUGGGCCUUCUUGCUAUCUAUUUAUGUAUUGUGAACUGCUUAUAUCAUUUUUGAACAUCAGGAUUUCUAUAUAUUCAGAGAUGUGAUUAACCAUGCAGCAGAAGUGCUAAAACCAUUUUGGCUAUAGGUAUGUCUGUGCUUAAAGUCUCUAAAGGGGGUACAAGGAGGUGAAGUACCCUGCUGCAGAAGCAAAACUGACUUUCAAGAAGCCCUUGUGAAGGGGUCUUAUGACUUCAUCACCUAAGGUUUACUGACUUGGCAAUACAGUGUUAAGAGUGUUGAGCGACGAAUAUCCAGAAAUGCCUAUUUUUGCCAAUUCAAGGGCCAUAACUUUGUUUUUCUGAAGUGCACAGAAUGGAAUAAAAGCCCAGGUGCACAACUGCUACACUUGAAUAACAUUUGGCCGAUGUUUCUUGACUCUACGUGAACCACUUGGGACUUGAGUGACACAAGACUUUUACAAAUUUAAGGGUCAUAACUCUGGUUUUACAAUCUGCAGUGAAACAAAACCCCUGGUGCACAACUUCAUCACCCCAUUAACAUUCCACUAGGGUUUAAUUUCUCUAGGUAAUUAAGUGUUGGCAGUUUUGAUCAAAACAAAUACAGGAAUGCCAGAAAUGCUAAUUCAAGGGCCAUAACUGGUUUUACUAAGUGCAGCAAAAAACAAAUCCCUUAGACCCAAUAUCACGAAAAUCCUUGAGUCAAAUCUCAAUCAUGGUCUCAACUCAUUCUAACCUAAAGCAUAAAAAGUUUUUACAUCUUUUAAAAAACGCAUUCUAUCAUAUAAUAUGUUGAUCAACGCCUUUGCCCAAGAUUCCAAGGGAAUAAUAUUUUACAGCCAAAAAGAAUUUAAGUACAAUUUAAUGUUUUUUUGUGAAUUACUCAAGUAUAUUUUUUGUUCUAGAAUGAGUUUUCUUUGAAAUAUUGACAAAAUCAUUUUAUCAACAAAUUCUAUGAGAAAAUAUGUUUUCAGGAAAAAACAUGCAAGAUUUUAAAUCAUACUAUGCAUUUAUGCAGUAUAUUGAGUUGAAAUUGAGAUUUAACUCGAGUAUUUUUGUGAUAGUGGGGCCAGGUGAACAACUUCAUCACCCAUUAAUAUUUCCCUAUUUAAGGUUUCAUGACUCACUCUGUAAUAUGAAGUCUUUAAGCGAGUUUGCAUCAUAAUAAUGGAAUCACAGAUGAAUGGACCAAAAAAGGGCAGAUUAAUUUUUUAAACCGGGCAUAAAAAAUGUUUCUCCCUUGCAGCAGUGGAAAAAGUAGAACCCCCAUUGCAAACAAGCACGUUUCUGUGGCCUUUUAUAAAUACUGAUAUAUCUACCAUCAAAGUUCACAUCAGUUCAUGAAACAAAUUUUCUCUUAUUUGGCAUUUAUGUUGAGCUUGGAUGCUGUUAAAUGGUUUAACAGCAAUGAUACUUGAGCAGUCAGGUUCAAGGGACACCAAUCUUUCAAUCAAGUUUUUUUUAAGUUAGGCAAGCUAGUAUUGGGUGGUAGAUUCUUUAAAAACAUGACAAAUUCUGAAACUAAUGUGAAUAAAUUGAUGUUGCACCACAAAACAAGCAACUAUCAUACAGUGUCUAUGGAGUCAGUUCAGAUAUAUGGAAAUUAUGUGAGUUUUUUUUUUAGAAUUUGUUUCCAAUUACAAUUCAUGCGCACCACAACAUAUUUAUCGGCACCAUGAUGUUAAAAAUAUUGAACCUUGUGCACCAAAUAUAGCAAGUAAUGUUCUAAAUGUGUAACUAGGCAACCUUUUGUCAAUUAAAGCUACAAAUAUGUGAAUAAAUUGCUUAAACCUAAGAUCACUUUUUGUGAAAUUUAAGACAUUACAUUGUCAACAAGUACUAGCAAGUUCUGCAAGUUGUCAUUGAUCAGAUCUUGAUUUUUGUUCAAAACUUUUACAUUUAACAUGUAACAGUCAAUCCUAUGUGAAAAUACAUUACUUGAUUUUUCAG